AUGGGGCCGGACGGCCAGGUUAUCAAUUUGGAUGGACCUGGGAUGUCUGCUGCAGAAGGUAGGCCGAGCAGCAGCAGCAGCAGCAGCAGCAGCACCAGUAGCAGCAGCAGCAGCAGCAGCAGCAGCAGUAGCAACUGCAGCAGCAGUAGCAGCAGCAGCAGCAGAAGCAGCACAUUUUCAAAUAUCCCGGAGACGUUUUUUGCGUUGGCGCAGCAGAUGGGGAUUGCUGAGGGCCGAGCGAAGGUGCUGCGGUCUCUUGCUGCUGCUGCUGCUGCUGCAGCAGCAGCAGCAAACGAGAGGGGCGGUGAGGGAGCUGAGGAGGGUGCUGCUGCUGCUGCUGCGGAUGCUGCUGCGGAUGCUGCUGCUGCAGCAGCAGAUGCUGCUGCUGCUUCGAAUGAACAAAAAGAAGAAAAAAACAAACAAAAUAAUUAUAAUAUUUUACAGCAGCAAAUGCAUGCAAUACAGCAGCAACUAGACAGCCACUCAGACACAGCAGCAACCAACAGCAGCAGCAGCAGCAGCAGCAGCAGCAGCAGCAAGACCAACAGCAGCAAGACCCCUUCUCCCAGCACCACCAGCAACAGCAACAGCAACAGCAGCAGCAGCAACAACAACAAAAACAGCAGCAGCAACAACAACAACAACAACAACAAAAACAGCAGCAGCAGCAGCAGCAGCAGCAGCAGCAGCAGCAGCAGCAGCAAGGAGAGAGGUUCUAUAUCUUUUGGGCUUAUGAUUGGUGUACCCAUACAGCAGCAGCAGCAGCAGCAGCAGAAGAAGAAGAAGUAA
Molecule: messenger RNA, 789 nt
Organism: Eimeria mitis
Lineage: Eukaryota; Apicomplexa; Conoidasida; Eucoccidiorida; Eimeriidae
Exons: 3
Coding region: 1-789 (262 amino acids)
Source: RefSeq, a predicted model, not a curated record